AUGGCAAGAGGGAAGGUGAAACUUGCAUACAUAAUCAAUAACUCAACCAGGAAGGCAACAUUCAAAAAAAGGAAAAAUGGUAUUAUAAAUAAGAUCAAUGAGCUAAGCACCCUUUGUGGAAUAGAUGCUUGUGCAAUCAUCUAUGGAGAAAACUAUCCUCAAGCAGAGGUUUGGCCAUCUAGGAUUGGAGUAAGAAAUGUAUUAUCCAAAUUCAUGAGUUUGCCUGAACUCGAACGAAGCAAAAAGAUGAUGGAUCUGGAGAGCUUCUUGUCGCAAAGCAUUAUGAAAGCUCAAGACAUGCUGAAGAAACAAGUCGAGGAAAACCAACAGAAGGAAAUGGCUUAUGUUAUAAGUCAGUUUAUUCAUACUGGUGAAUAUAACAUGGAAAAUGUGAGCUCUGAUGAUGUAACUAACCUUUCGACCUUUAUUGAUAUGAAUCUGAAAGAAGUUGAGCAGAGAUUGGAUUCAAUGGAUGUCCAAGACCAAGAGGAGGUUGCAAAUGGUGCUAGAGUUGUUAAUGAAGGAGAUAUGCUGGCUAAUAUGGAUCACGCUAAUGUUCAAGGUUUGGAGACCAACAUCAAUUAUGGUAUGCAUAAUGACGAUCAGUUUUCUAUUAACUUCUCUGAUAUACCAUUUCAUGAUGUUAAUGUCAACCCAAGUAGAUUUUGA
Molecule: messenger RNA, 669 nt
Organism: Lathyrus sativus (Indian pea)
Lineage: Eukaryota; Viridiplantae; Streptophyta; Magnoliopsida; Fabales; Fabaceae
Source: the annotation of a GenBank genome assembly